AUGCGCAUCAAAGUUUCCCCUCCAUCCUACCAGUCGUCGUGGUACAAUGACUCUGCCCGCUACGAGUACCUCCAGAGCGACAUCUUCUGGACCCUCGCCAUCUUGAUUCUCGUCAACUGCUGGUGGUCAGCAAAACAAGUCGACUUCUUUGACUCUACAGCCGACGAGCAAGCCAAAAUCAGCCCCCGACCAUCAGUUUUCUGGCUCAGAUACCGCAUCACUUCCCGCAUUCGUCAAUACGUCGUCUUUUUAAUCUGCAGCUUGGUCCUGCCUCUUCACCUUCUCCACGGCUCUUGGGUUCUCAAGUCAGCAUGGCGAAUUAGCUUUGGCCUGGUCAAUCGCACAUAUCCCACGCUCAAACCGCGCAUGCUUGGGUUUCUCCUCUACUCCCCUCUCACUGCUGUCAUACUACUUGGCUGGGCUAUUGUUUUAGGACUGGGUGUUAUAAUUGUUGGAACUCAAAUCUUACUUAUUCGCAAUCUGUGGGUCAUGACGCCGUACGAUCCGGCUUCGGGAACACCUACAAAGAGUAUCGGCGAGACAGCUGCAGGCGACGGAGAUUGGCAUGAGAUCAAAGGGGACGAGAAUGAUUCAAAGAAAGAUAAAUAG
Messenger RNA from Fusarium pseudograminearum CS3096, 609 nucleotides. RefSeq lists its product as uncharacterized. Bases 1 to 609 code for a protein of 202 amino acids. The record is from RefSeq and is a predicted model, not a curated record. The transcript has a single exon. Lineage: Eukaryota; Fungi; Ascomycota; Sordariomycetes; Hypocreales; Nectriaceae.